Molecule: messenger RNA, 2856 nt
Organism: Haplochromis burtoni (Burton's mouthbrooder)
Lineage: Eukaryota; Metazoa; Chordata; Actinopteri; Cichliformes; Cichlidae
Product: adaptor related protein complex 2 subunit mu 1
Exons: 13
Coding region: 571-1899 (442 amino acids)
Biological process (GO): clathrin-dependent endocytosis; intracellular protein transport
Cellular component (GO): cytoplasmic vesicle; AP-2 adaptor complex
Molecular function (GO): clathrin-cargo adaptor activity
Source: RefSeq, a predicted model, not a curated record
UGUUGAGAGGCGAUUCGGUUUAGUUUGGAAAAUAAAAUUGAAGUUGACUCUGAAGGACAGGGUAGAACAAGACCACCCAUACUACCACCAUGGAAAAAAUAAACAAAAUGCAAUAGUGUUUUUUUUUUUCUUCUUAAACUUCCUGGAGCCAAUGAGAAAUUGUCGAUGUUUAACAAGUACAAAUUCAUGUGAGCGCAAUUCUAGCGCACUUUCCGGUUAUUAAACAUAACCAUUAUCUCCCGUAAAACGUGAAAUGUUUUACGGAAUAACUGGCCAGUAACCCUUGUCGCUUAUCGUAUCGAGGCCUGGGUGCGGUUUACACAUCUUUCCAGCCGCGCCUUUUCCUGUCACGGCGGAACGGCUGUGCGUAAGGACGGCGGGUCAGCUGACAGCUAUCAGAGGACCAGGAGGAAGGAGCGGAAUUAGCGGGCGUGUGAACUGGGAACCUACUGGAUCCUGACAUAAGCUAUCCGAGGCCGAACGGAGAGGCAAAAGACUGGUGGCGUUCUUGAGAGAACUAGGGAGGGCUUUGGUUUCACCAUGGCAGGUUGGGAUUGAAGAGCAGCCACGAUGAUUGGAGGACUGUUCAUCUACAACCACAAGGGGGAGGUCCUCAUCUCCCGAGUUUACCGAGAUGACAUAGGGCGUAAUGCUGUGGAUGCGUUCCGCGUGAACGUGAUCCACGCCAGGCAGCAGGUUCGAUCGCCGGUAACCAAUAUUGCCCGCACCAGUUUCUUCCACGUGAAGCGCUCCAACAUCUGGUUGGCAGCCGUCACCAAGCAAAAUGUCAACGCCGCCAUGGUGUUUGAGUUCCUUUACAAAAUGUGUGACGUCAUGACCGCAUACUUCGGCAAGAUCAGCGAGGAGAACAUCAAGAACAACUUUGUGCUCAUCUAUGAGCUGCUGGAUGAGAUCCUGGACUUUGGCUACCCCCAGAACUCAGAGACUGGGGCACUGAAGACCUUCAUAACCCAGCAGGGCAUUAAGGGACAGCACCAGACAAAAGAGGAGCAGUCUCAGAUCACCAGCCAGGUGACGGGGCAGAUUGGCUGGCGUCGCGAGGGCAUCAAGUAUCGCCGCAAUGAGCUCUUCCUGGACGUACUGGAAAGCGUUAACCUGCUUAUGUCACCACAAGGGCAGGUCCUGAGUGCUCACGUGUCCGGCCGAGUCGUGAUGAAGAGCUACCUGAGUGGAAUGCCCGAGUGCAAAUUUGGCAUGAACGACAAGAUCGUCAUCGACAAGCAGGGCAAGGGAGGAGCUUCUGAUGAUGCAGGGAAGAGUGAUUUAGGGGGAGGAAGUGGGAAGCAGUCCAUAGCCAUCGAUGACUGCACCUUCCACCAGUGUGUGCGCCUCAGUAAGUUUGACUCUGAGCGUAGCAUCAGCUUCAUCCCCCCUGAUGGAGAGUAUGAGCUUAUGAGAUAUCGCACUACAAAGGACAUCAUCCUGCCGUUCCGAGUUAUUCCUCUAGUCAGGGAGGUGGGCCGCACCAAACUGGAGGUGAAAGUGGUCAUCAAGUCCAACUUCAAACCAUCACUGCUGGCUCAGAAGAUUGAGGUGCGUAUCCCAACACCCCUCAAUACUAGCGGUGUGCAGGUGAUUUGUAUGAAAGGAAAAGCCAAGUACAAGGCCAGUGAGAACGCCAUUGUCUGGAAGAUCAAACGGAUGGCUGGGAUGAAGGAGUCUCAGAUCAGUGCAGAGAUUGAGCUUCUGCCAACCAACGAUAAGAAGAAAUGGGCCAGGCCUCCCAUCUCUAUGAACUUUGAGGUUCCUUUUGCGCCAUCCGGCCUGAAGGUGCGCUACUUGAAGGUGUUUGAGUCCAAGCUCAACUACAGUGACCAUGAUGUCAUCAAAUGGGUGCGGUACAUCGGCCGCUCUGGAAUCUAUGAAACCCGCUGCUAAAGUUGUACCUCCCCCCUGCCAGGCAGCAAACUCACCACUUCCCCUCCCAUCUAUCCUGUUAAGAUUUUUUUUUUUUUUUCCCCCCCUCCUUUUCCUUCCUCUUCCUCCCACAACCCUUAUCACUUCUCUCUCACCCCCUCCCACCUCUCCCUAACUAGGUGUUGAAGAUUGAAAUUUACAUUGUCAAAGAAAAAAAAGUAAAUAUGUUAUAAUGCACAGAUAUAUGCAAAAUGUGAACCAUUGUAUCGUAUAUAUCUCGUUGUGAUGAGUAAACAUGAACCAGCCGGUGUCUGAAAGAAAAAGACGAGUGAUGCGGGAGUGUCCGGGGGAGCGAACUAGAGGCUUGAAGGGUCCCCCCCCCUCCUUCCCCCCCUGUUGUGUUUAUUCAGUGUUAUUGUUCCACUAUCUACUCAACACUUAGAAGUCCCAAAUCUUCGAGUUAUCCCUGCUAAGAUGAUUAGUAGCUGUUGUGGUUUAAAAUGAAUCCUUAUGUAGUUCCUGUAUACAAACGUCUCUCAGUAGAAUCUACCCUUUUGAAUGAAUUGACUGAUAUGUGAUCCGUGUUUUCAGGAGUGCUCAUUCGGAUCUCAAAAGCAGGCAGAGCAGAAAUGAUGAUGUGCAAGCCUUUUGUUUUUUUUUGAUAGAUUUCCCUGGUAUUUUUCCACUACUUCUCCCUCACUUUUUACCCUGGCAUUCAGUCAGUGAAGUUAAAACAUAAGGGAACAUUCCAGACAGUUUAAGCUUGACCAUCAUCAUGAUAAGCAAGUCGUGACCCAAAUUCACACCCAAAUUUAACUUUGGCACACUUGGUUUUCUUUGGGAUUCAAAGACGAGGCCCUAGACGUGUUUGCAGUGAGGUGAGGUCUCCCCCUGGCGUUUGCUUUGCACCUGUCUGCUUCUUCAUGUUUGUAGCCCUGGUGACCGUUCUGUCCAAUUAAAUCUGACUCUGUAACCAAA